AUGUCUGAGAGCGUUCCCCCAGAUGAAGGAGUUCGUCGUCUGGCGGGAGACAGUGAAUAUCCCCGCACUAUACAAAUCGAAAGAGUCAAGUCUUGGUUAAAAUCCACUUGGACGCAGAUAUUAGUCAACUUCCUUAUCCUAAGUCUCCUAGCAGUUGUAGUGGUAUUCGUCCAGGCAACAUACACUGCAGAAAACAAUUCCGCGAGUAAGACCGCGCUAAACGCCCUCAUGAAAGUCAACGCCAGCACCACUAUUACAGUUCUCCGUGCCGCCCAGGGCAUCCUUUCGGCCUUGACCGCGAUGGCACUGACCGAUACCCUAGUCAACUUGCAGUGGAGUAUGAUAGAGUCCCGAGGUGGACUCCCCUAUCUUGAUCUUCUGGCACUUUCACCCACUACUGGCCUCUCUGGCGCGUCACACCUCAUCCAUUCUUCUUUUACAAAGUGGCUGACGAAGAUGUAUGCCCUCCUAAGGGUGACGUUGACUGCCCUUUUAUGGGUUUCAGGGCUAAUCCUGUUUUUUAACACAUCGUUCAUGACGGUAUAUGAUACGAUAUACACUUACAAUGCCACAGCGGGAGUUGGCCCCUUUAAUGCCUCCCUAAUUCAACCGUUCAUGAAUGCCCUUCACUCGUGUUCACCUACAUAUCCCUACGAAAUACUUCCCUACACCUAUUACGCGGCUGUUUAUACACUCGUUUUAAAUCCGCUCAUCUCUACUAUAUCAGAGCCUGUAUCGUGCCAAGGGCAUAGUUGUGUUUCGUAUUUGCUAUCCGGCGGUCUCGAGAUGGUAACCCCGUGGACUCCCGAUGGCCACGAGGAUUACCCCAUGGUCAAGAUCGACAAAGCGCCAUCGCUGCAGAUGGAUUUCACAGCACCGGCUAGUUCUUCAUUUCAAGCUACGGAAUGCGACGUGUUCGGAGAAUAUGGGUUCACGAUUGGGAUCCGUCUUUGUAUCUCAGUAGAGGAGUCUACCACUGAACUGCUCAGAGCAGGUCUUUUUGUAUGCUUUAACGGUAUCGAUGGAAAUAAUUGCAGUGUCAGCGAGCCAGCGCCAAAUAUUACCGCUACAUUCGUUGAAGACCUAACGCCACCCACCCCACCACCACCCUUCGACAUCUCCGCCUACCGCUCAGUCCUCGCCUGGCUCUUCAACCACACCGCAGCGCACAUCCCCGCGCCCUCCUCCAUCGCGCAGAGCUUCUGGAGCUCGCCCGAGCAGCUGCAAGAGAGCAGCUGCGACGGGAUCCUGUCGCAGCACUUCCAGAGCGUGCUCGCCUUCCCCUUCUGGCUCUUCAACAGCAACGACUGGGGCAACGUCGACCUGCGGUCCAGGGAGAUCAUCGCGACGCUGCCGCCGCAGUUCUACACCACCGCCUCGCUCGUCAGCCCGUACGCCAGGAUGCGCUUCGACCCGGCCAUGUUCGGCCUGUCCCUCGCGCUGCAGGGCGUGCUGGUGGCGUUUAUCUGGGGAGUGGGCGUGCUGAGGCCGCGGGUUGCGACCAAGACGUCGGCGUUUCCGAUCUUUGAUGUCACGCACAAAGCGGAGUCCGAAGGAGCUGACCUUAGGCUGGAGACGAAGCUGCCGAGCCUUGAAACUUCUGGCAUUAUUAGCGUUGUGAGGGAUGCUCAAGUCCAUGUGAAGACUGAUUAAUCCAUCAUGUGUAGAGAGAGAGGGGUUUAGACAAUACUUUGG
Hypoxylon fragiforme is the source of this 1695-nucleotide messenger RNA. RefSeq lists its product as uncharacterized. The transcript has 5 exons. The record is from RefSeq and is a predicted model, not a curated record. Lineage: Eukaryota; Fungi; Ascomycota; Sordariomycetes; Xylariales; Hypoxylaceae. Bases 1 to 1653 code for a protein of 550 amino acids.